Molecule: messenger RNA, 1467 nt
Organism: Anneissia japonica
Lineage: Eukaryota; Metazoa; Echinodermata; Crinoidea; Comatulida; Comatulidae
Product: potassium voltage-gated channel protein Shal-like
Biological process (GO): potassium ion transmembrane transport; protein homooligomerization
Cellular component (GO): membrane; voltage-gated potassium channel complex
Molecular function (GO): protein binding; A-type (transient outward) potassium channel activity
Source: RefSeq, a predicted model, not a curated record
AAAGCACACUGAUCACAGCUAGACGAACUGCAAGCGAUCAUGGCGUCGAUAGGAUGUGGAGUUAGCAGUUGUAGUAGCUACGUCUUUUUAGUUCGCAGAGGAAGAUAAAUUUGGAUAUUUACCACAAGAUCGCAAUUUCAUCCUCGUGAAUAAUUAUUGUCAAUCUCUCUGGAUUUUUAACGCAAUGUAAGUUUAUUUCCGUUUAUACCCGUUUGUUUACUAUACCAAGGUUAUCGACUUGGGAAAAUAAGCAUCUACACCGCGAUAGCGAUCGCGAACAGCUGGAAGACUGAGUAUCAGUCCGAUCACCCUAAUCGUACCAUCAUAUUUUAAGCCUGGAUUUUAUUUAAUAUUUUUGACCACAGUCAUGGCGGCGGCAUGGUUGCCGUUUGCAAGGGCGGCUGCAAUAGGAUGGGUACCGAUAGCAAGCACUCCUAUGCCCGAAAUCUCGAGAAGAACAACAGAUGGAAAUAUGAACUCGAGAGUAAAUAUCAACAUCAGUGGCCGGUUGUUCGAAACUUGGCGAUACAGUCUUGAAAAAUACCCUGACACAUUACUCGGAAGCAACGAAAAGGAAUUCUUUUACGAUGAGGAGAAAGAUGAGUAUUUCUUUGACCGAGAUCCAGAAUUCUUUCGGCACAUACUGACUUUUUAUCGUACAGGACAUAUGCAUUUCCCACGGUCCGAAUGUAUUAGUGCAUUUGACGAAGAGCUGUCAUUUUUUGGAAUACUCCCGGAAAUUAUUGGUGAUUGUUGUUACGAGGAUUAUCGGGAUAGGAAAAGGGAUAACAGUGAUCGAGUAGCUGAUGAAAAAUCAUCAGAAGUUGAAGAUACUGUUUUACCAACCACAAUCAGAGGAAAGGUGUUCAGGGCGUUUGAAAACCCACAGUCGAGCACCAUGGCGCUUGUAAUUUACUACGUUACUGGGUUUUUCAUUGCCGUCUCCGUGAUAGCAAAUGUUACAGAAACAGUUCAUUGCGAUCCCUUCCCUGGAAAAACAUCCGCAGUGCCUUGUGGAGAAAGAUAUGAAAAAGGAUUUUUCAUUUUGGAUACUGCAUGCGUUUUGAUCUUUACAGUGGAAUAUACGGCCCGACUAUGGGCGGCUGACGAUCGGUGCAAAUUUAUGCGAAGUGUUAUGUCUGUUAUAGACGUGGUUGCAAUUCUUCCCUAUUAUGUUGGACUUUUCGUUACCGGUGACGAACUAACGGGUAUGUUCGUAACACUUAGGGUUUUCAGGGUUUUUAGAAUUUUCAAAUUUUCCCGGCAUUCGCAAGGCUUACGAAUCCUUGGAUACACAUUGAAAAGUUGUGCAAGUGAACUUGGAUUUUUACUCUUCUCGCUCACUAUGGCUAUAAUCAUCUUUGCCACAAUUAUGUACUACGCAGAAAAAAGCGACCAAAAUACCGUGUUUAUAAGCAUCCCAGCUGCAUUCUGGUACACUAUAGUAACCAUGACAACACUUGGGUA